Messenger RNA from Aphanomyces astaci, 1476 nucleotides. Its product is annotated as obg family GTPase CgtA. Gene Ontology annotation, cellular component: mitochondrion. The record is from RefSeq and is a predicted model, not a curated record. Bases 27 to 1427 code for a protein of 466 amino acids. The transcript is spliced from 9 exons. Gene Ontology annotation, molecular function: magnesium ion binding; GTPase activity; GTP binding. NCBI's taxonomy places the organism in Eukaryota, Oomycota, Saprolegniomycetes, Saprolegniales, Verrucalvaceae.
AACGAAAACAGCAAAACCCUAGCAACAUGAUGCAUCAUCGGUGCUUGCAAGUGUGGCGAAUCUUUGAGCGGCGGCAACCACUGCCGCGGGGUGGACGAGGCCUCCUGAAGCGGUCGUUUGCCAAGAAAGCAAUGCGAGACCCUCAGCCUGUGAAUCUCGACGACGACGACGAUGACCUGGAUGACGACGACGAGGAUUUCGACGAAGACGAGUACGACUUCGACGAUGGCGACGUGGAUUUUGACUUGGAAGACCAGUUGGAAAGCAUGGAGGACUUUGACGAGGCCAUGGGAGAUAACGCCAAUGUAAAGGAAGAGGUCAAGAGGAAGGUGAGCGUCCGUCGCGCCAAGCACUCGAAGCGCAAGUUCGUCGACCGCAUCCGCAUUCGUGUCAAGGGCGGCAUGGGCGGGAAUGGAUGCACCAGUUUCGUGACCGAAGGUCCAGGCCAAAAGCGACCCAACGGCGGUCAUGGCGGUGCCGGCGGCGACGUGAUCAUUCGAGUGGAUCCUCGACUGCAAAACCUGUACAAGCCAACACAUCAUUUCAACGGCGGGGAUGGCUGGAACGGCAUGGCUAACGACCGAGCGGGGCGUCGCGGUGGUGACGUUAUCGUGACGGUGCCACCAGGCACAAUUGUCAAGCAAGUUGACCGAUUUGAGCGAUGGAACGAAGACCUGGACGACUACGAGACUGUGGAUCGGUUGGAAAACUUGGUCGAUUUGGAUCAAUCGAACGCCGAAUUCAUGGCGGCGGUGGGGGGCAAGCCAGGGCUGGGCAGUCGCAUCUUGGCUGGCAAAACGACCAAGUUUGGCGGCCUGCGCAAAGUCAUGCCCGAGGGCAAGAACAUGGGGCUGCUCGGCACGUCCAACUACCUCGAGUUGGAACUCAAAACGAUCGCCGAUGUUGGGUUGGUGGGGUACCCCAACGCUGGCAAGUCGACGCUGCUGCGCGCGCUGUCGAAAGCAACGCCCGAAGUCGCGCCAUACCCGUUUACGACGUUGCAUCCAAAUGUUGGCGUGGUGGAGUUUCCCGAUACGUACCGCUAUAGCGUGGCAGAUCUGCCGGGGCUGAUCGAAGGAGCCCAUCGCAACGUCGGGCUAGGGCAUUCAUUUCUGAGACACAUUGAACGCACCAAAGUGUUGCUGUAUGUACUGGACACUGCAGGCUCGGAAGGGCGAGAUCCGGUGGACGAUUUUCACCACUUGCAGAAUGAACUCGAGUUGUACGCACCCAAUAUUACGUCUCGCCCGUCGCUGAUUGCCGCCAACAAGAUGGACGCGCCAGGGGCCGAUGUGAACAUUGGGCGACUGAAGAAAGUGACUGGGUUGCCGAUCGUGCCGUUGAGUGCGCUGCACAAGGUGGACAUAAAGAUUUUGGCGUCGUCAGUGCGGUGGAUGAUUGAAAACUACAAGUCGAUCGAGGACUAGCGUGUACUUUAACCGAGAUAACGGAUUAUCAAUACUCCUUCCUUACCAC